Molecule: messenger RNA, 798 nt
Organism: Ceratina calcarata
Lineage: Eukaryota; Metazoa; Arthropoda; Insecta; Hymenoptera; Apidae
Exons: 2
Coding region: 146-736 (196 amino acids)
Biological process (GO): positive regulation of DNA-templated transcription; double-strand break repair via homologous recombination
Cellular component (GO): Swi5-Sfr1 complex
Source: RefSeq, a predicted model, not a curated record
GGAUUUAAAACCGUUAAUUAAAUUGGUAAUUUAAUCGAAUUCUCGUGAGAACCCCGUUUCAAUAGAGUAGAAAAGCAGGAGUAAUAUAAACGAGUUUGCAAAGUUUGAUUGUCAAUUUGCAUUAAUAAACAUUGUCACAAGCGGUAUGAGUACUAAACCGUUUAAAAAUGGUAGAGGCGUCGAUAAACCUUUCUGUUCUCCGUUUACCACUCCUCAUCGGAACGACGACGAUAAAGGAAUUCUGAUAGAUGCUCCACGAGCGAGUAAAUCCGAACCAUUGAAAAGUUUGUCGAUGAAAAGACUAUUUGAAGAAACACCGCCGCGUAAAAGAUCGCGAUCGAGUACAGAAAAUGACAACGACGAUCGGAUCUCUGAAGAAAAAAAUAAAGUGUUGUAUCGAUCCGAUUUAGAAUCGUUGAAAGAAAGGAUACGAGAGAAAGAGGUGUCUCUCGCCGCUCUAAAGACCAGUCUGUUGUACAGAAAAAAGGUGAGAGAAACGAUUGAACGUGACGUGUUGUUUAUAGAAAUUAUUUUUCGACAGAACGAGGACUUGGAGGGUGCUAUAGAAAAAUGGAUAGGAGGUUGCCAAGCGGCCCUUCAGGAUUAUCAAGAGCAUCUGAGAGAACGCAACGGCCAGAAUGUGUCCAUGUCUGACAUUUUAUCUUUCUUUGACAUUACUCCCGACAAAGUUUGUUACUCCGUCGACGAUGAUACGUUUUCACCACGGAAAUGUUGAUGGUACAUUUAUUAUGAUAUUUAAGACACACGAUUGAAGUAAAAACUAAAAGUACUCCACUA